Saccharomycopsis crataegensis is the source of this 636-nucleotide messenger RNA. RefSeq lists its product as uncharacterized. The record is from RefSeq and is a predicted model, not a curated record. Lineage: Eukaryota; Fungi; Ascomycota; Saccharomycetes; Ascoideales; Saccharomycopsidaceae. The transcript has a single exon. Gene Ontology annotation, biological process: L-tyrosine biosynthetic process; aromatic amino acid catabolic process. Bases 1 to 636 code for a protein of 211 amino acids. Gene Ontology annotation, molecular function: L-2-aminoadipate:2-oxoglutarate transaminase activity; aromatic-amino-acid:2-oxoglutarate transaminase activity.
AUGCCGUUCGAAAGAAGAAAGGCAGUUUAUGAUAUUGCGUCUAAAUAUGAUAUUAUCAUUGUCGAAGAUGAACCAUACUAUUUCCUCCAAUUGGACCCUCACGUCAAAGCUUCAGAACGUACUAAGCCAGCCCAUGUUUCCAAUGAAGAAUUUAUCAAAUCUUUGGUUCCAUCUUUCCUUCAUUGGGAUGUCGAUGGUAGAGUCAUCAGAUUGGACUCUUUUUCUAAAGUGUUUGCUCCAGGAUCUCGUCUUGGUUGGAUGACUGAUCAAAAGACCAUUCUUGAAAGAUUCCUUAGAGUCCACGAAACUUCUAUCCAAACUCCUUCUGGUUUUUGCACUGCCAUUAUCUAUGGUACCUUAGCUCGUUGGGGUCAAGAAGGCUUCAUUGAUUGGUUGCAAGUCUUACGUCAUGAAUACACUUACAAGAGAGAUUCUGCCAUCGACUCAGCUUUCAAGUAUGUUCCUUCUUUUGCUGAAGUUCAUGUCCCAAUUGCUGGCAUGUUUUUCACCAUUAGCUUUGACGCUACCAAGCACCCAGAAUUCAAGACCAAGUACAACAGCGAUCCAUUGGCUUUGGAAAAGGAUAUUUAUGAUAUUACUAUCCAAAAAAAUGCUCUUUUAGUUCCUGGCUCCUAG